AUGGCUCACAGACUCCCAGGCCUACCGGGUCAAGGUAGCAAGUGUCGCAAUUGUCAAAGGGCAGAUGCCAGAUGCGAUUUCAUCGAAAAGAGUCCCAACGAGAUCCAUUUGCAGAACUACACGGUAGAAUUGCAGGACCGCAUCAAGCAUUUGGAAGACUAUAUAUCGUCAUCUCGGCUUACUGUGCCCGUGGUUCCUCGUCGUAUAUCAAGAGGGGCAGAGAAUGACCUUGAUGAUUCUGCUUCGGAGAACCUGGCCACAGGAGUGGGGUUUUUAAGUUUAAACGGUGCAGCAGAUCCAUUGUAUCUCGGUGGGAGUUCUGGUGUAGGAUGGGCGAAGGUUCUCAUGCAGUCGUUGAGGCAGAGAACAUCAGCAGGCACACCGCGUAUACCCAACCUGAAUCAGUACCAAGUACCCGGUGUCACAAACGAGCAUAGUGAUUUUCCAUUACCACCUCCAGAAAAUCUAGGAAAUCACUAUAUCUCUACUGUAUACUAUCGAAUCCAAGCAAGGUAUGGAUUCCUAGACUGGCUGGUAAUCCAGUCGUGGCAGUCAAGAGCGAAGUAUCUUUGUAGCCUGCAGCCGUUCAAUCCAUCAACUAUCAACGAAAGUGACAAGGUUGAAGAUUACUUUGGCAGCUUUUUCCUGUGGAUGUUGUAUGGCUUGGGUUCAAAGCUAUCUGAAAAUGAUAAUAUCAUCAAUCCAGUAUCACAUGAGGAAUAUUACAAUUGCGCGUUGAGGCACUUUGUACCACUAUCCAACAUCAAGUCGAUAUCAACCGUCCAAGCUCUAUUACUAUUAAUCGUAUAUACUUUCAGGCAUACAUCCUCUGAAUUCAGUCUUUGGCAUACAGGCGGAUUAGCGAUCCGAUCGGCUAUCGAAUUAGGAUUGCAUAGGAAGAUACGCUCUAAACAUGUUCGAGAGAAGGAUCCAAGGGCUUAUUGUAUGAGGCAAAGAGUCUGGUGGGGUGCAUAUAUUCUAGAUAGGAUGAUCGCGAUCCAAUUCGGUAGACCGUUCGCUAUACAAGAUCGUGACAUCGACAUUGAAUUGCCUGUCAAUCUUGACGCCAAUAUCGCCGACCAGGACGCGCUCUGUGAGCUAUUGACAGCUCAAGCUCUGAUGCCGGAGACCAACCGCCCUGGGGUUGAAUAUCGUCCUGGAUACGGCUGUUUCACCUCCAUGACCUCAUUCAUACAUACUGUCCGAUUAAACCAGCUGAAGUCGAAGAUCCAUGAGCUUGUAUAUACAGUUGAUCGGCCCUCGCUGGACGAUACAAACGCUGUUCAGGCUUUACUCAAUGAGCUUAAUAUGUGGAGGGGAAACUACCCUCCGGAGCCAGAUAAUCGAGUACCUGCUUGCUCACACGAAUUCUUCGAGGUAGAAUAUCACAAUGUACGUAAACGAGGUCGUUACUAG
This is a messenger RNA of Kwoniella shivajii, 1416 nucleotides long. RefSeq lists its product as uncharacterized. The record is from RefSeq and is a predicted model, not a curated record. Gene Ontology annotation, molecular function: zinc ion binding; sequence-specific DNA binding; DNA-binding transcription factor activity, RNA polymerase II-specific. Gene Ontology annotation, biological process: positive regulation of transcription by RNA polymerase II; DNA-templated transcription. Lineage: Eukaryota; Fungi; Basidiomycota; Tremellomycetes; Tremellales; Cryptococcaceae. The transcript is spliced from 7 exons. Bases 1 to 1416 code for a protein of 471 amino acids.